UGUCACACCCCUCGUUUCUCAUCAUUCUCUACUCUAGUACUCUAUUCUAUACCUCUCUUAUCUCUCUCUCUUUCUCCAUUAUCUUUUUCUUUACUGUCUUUCUCUCUAAACUUAAAGAAGAUCAAGAAGAGCUAGGCAAGAAAUUAAAGACAAUGGUAGGGGGGGAUUCAGUGCCAUUCCUGGUAAUGGUAUUUGUUCAAGUUUGCUAUGCGGGAAUGAAUAUUAGUUCAAAGCUUGCAAUGGAUACGGGGAUGAACCCACUUGUUCUUGUCGCUUACCGUCAAAUAUUUGCCACCCUUGCAAUCGCUCCCUUCGGUUAUUGGAUGGAAAGGAAAACCAGACCCAAGAUCACAUUUUCUGUUCUGUUCCAGAUAUUUCUUUGUUCUCUGACAGGGGCAGUAGCAAAUCAAGUGUUUUACUUUAUUGGUUUGAAAAAUUCAACCGCAACUAUUGGCUGCGCAUUGACAAAUAUACUUCCUGCUAUCACAUUUGUCCUUGCCGUCCUCUUCAGACAAGAAACUGCAGAGAUAAAGAAGAAAUCAGGGAUAGCAAAGAUAGCAGGAACAAUUGUAUGCGUAGGUGGAGCUAUGCUAUUAUCAUUCUACCAUGGACACACCAUAGGUUUAGGCCAAUCCAACAUCCAUUGGACAUACAUUGACAAAAUGGGGGGAGAUUCAAAUUCAACCACCAAAUCGAAUUUCAUCUUAGGCCCUCUUUUCCUAAUGCUAAGCACCGUUGGUUGGGCCCUCUGGUUCAUAAUCCAAGCUAGACUGAGUGAAAAUUUCUCAGCACCAUACACCAGCACAACUUUGAUGUGUUUCAUGGCCAGCAUAGAAUGUGGGGCAAUAGGCUUAUUCGUGGAGCACAACAUGUCGGGUUGGUCAUUGAGGAAUAACAUGAGGCUCUUCGCGUCUCUCUACGCGGGAGUUUUAGGCUCUGCAGUAGCAUUUUUUCUGACUUCGUGGAGUAUCCAAAGGAAAGGACCUCUAUAUACAUCAGUAUUCACACCCUUGCUUCUCAUUGUUGUGGCUAUAGUCAGUUGGGCCUUGCUUCGUGAGAAACUCUAUGUUGGAACUGCUGUAGGAUCUCUAUUAAUUAUCUGUGGACUGUACUCUGUUCUAUGGGGGAAGAAUAAGGAGAUGAAACAAGGAAAUAAGACCAUUGAAGAUCAGAUUAGUAAUGCAUCAAACUCGAAGAUAGAGGAAAAUGAUGAGAAGAACGACUUGGAAAUGCAACCUUAUGAUGUGCAGCAAUAUUCCAAUGGAAACCAAGUUAGAGAGGAGAAACAGUCUCAGUUUCUGUAACUUCGUUAUGUUCAUUUGUGAUACUAGUAAUGGUAGUAGUAGUAGGAGUGCCUGUUUUAAGUGUAAAAUGAGUUUCCAAAAUAAAUGGGGUUCUCUUUUUUGGGUUCCCAAAAUCUAGCUCGUUGAACACUUUUUAACAUUUUACUAAGAGGAGGAGAGGUUCUUUUGUACUUCA
Molecule: messenger RNA, 1479 nt
Organism: Ziziphus jujuba (common jujube)
Lineage: Eukaryota; Viridiplantae; Streptophyta; Magnoliopsida; Rosales; Rhamnaceae
Product: WAT1-related protein At1g09380
Exons: 7
Coding region: 153-1304 (383 amino acids)
Cellular component (GO): plasma membrane
Molecular function (GO): transmembrane transporter activity
Source: RefSeq, a predicted model, not a curated record